Messenger RNA from Notodromas monacha, 2485 nucleotides. NCBI's taxonomy places the organism in Eukaryota, Metazoa, Arthropoda, Ostracoda, Podocopida, Cyprididae. The record is from the annotation of a GenBank genome assembly.
GUUAUUUUCUUUUGGCCAGAAAGAUGUUGUGACUUGUGAGAGCGGGUAACUUCGCGCAGCCUUAGCUGGGAUCAUGCCGCUUCCGCGAGUGUAUUACAGUGCUUUGACGGGCCCAGCGAUCCCUGGCUCAGUUGUGCCAUUUGAUGCUCCGAUUGAAGAGAACGUCGGUGGUGAACCCUCCUUUGACUCUGUGGAAGUAAAUCAGAAUGACGGGCAGUUCUUAUCCACGUUGUCUUCUUCCUCAUCAACUAAGGCGCCGUUUUAUUCUGCUGACUAUGGUCAUGAAAAUGACUCAUAUUUCUAUGACGAUCUCAAUGCGUCUAUGGCUACGACGAUUAACUACAUCAUGGCAUUUGAUGGACAAAUGUAUCCAAGUCGCUAUUCUGUUGCAAGAAUCGCCAUCACAUCUGAAAAGCAUUGCCGCGAGUACCAGCAGCAACAACAACCCUUAUACGAGCAAAAAUUGUAUCCCCGAGCCGUGGAUUACAUGCGAACAAGAACGCCGAAACGAGCAGCGGCCAUGAUAGCGAUUGUGUGGUUGGUGGCUGCAGGAAUAUCCAUUCCACCCCUUCUCGGCUGGUCGCAUCCGCAACAAGAAGGCGAUUUCCCGUCUUGCGAGUUGAGCGAAGACAUCGGCUACGUGCUGUACUCUGCCCUGGGCUCGUUUUACAUCCCAUCUUUCAUCAUGGUCAUCGUGUACAUUCGGAUCUUCUUCGCGGCACGAGAACGCGCUCGGAAGAACAUCCAGGCCAAGAAGAAUGCAAUGGCUGCUGCUGCAGCCAACAAGAACAAAUUGAGUUGUAAACAGAGCGAUGACUCGGAUGCCGCGCCUCCAUUGCCACCGAGUGGUCAACAGACUGGUGGAGGAAAUAACAGAUCGUCAUUGCGACCGAAAGGCUCUACGACGUCGCAGGGCAGCAGACACAGCCAACAUAGCCCACCCCAGUCGACAGGCUGCCUAAGCCUCAAGCGACAUCGUGAACGAUCGGGCUCAUUCGAAAUGCGUGGGCUCGCAGGUCUCACCGGGAAGAUGGGCGCCCAGUUGGGAGUGGCGGUGAUGGAACAAUUGUCCAUGCCUUCGAACAAUUUGCAAGAAAUUGCGGAUGCUAUUUCCAUCACUGGGGAGUUCAGCGAGUUCGAUGCUUCAAGCAGCACGGAUUUGGGUUACGCUGCCUACUGCUCUAGCGUCAUAAAGCCUAUGCGCCACAAGUUCAAGGCACUCAAGUCUAUCUUCUCUCGACGACGUGCCGAUGUACCGCAAGAGGACCAUGUGGAGUUAUCCAAGUUGGCAGCAGCGAACCGACCAAAGGCUUCCAUGAUGGCUUCAUUCAUGCGCGACCCCGAAAAAGAAAAACGUCGCAUUGCGAGGCAAAAGGAGAAACGUGCAACUUUUGUUCUUGGACUGAUUGUUGGAGCCUUCAUCUUGUGUUGGUUGCCGUUUUUCCUCCUUUACGUUAUUCAAGCGAUUUGUCACGAAUCCUGUCAUAUCCAAGAAUGGGGGUUUGCAACUGCGUUUUGGUUGGGCUACGCGAAUUCCGCGUUCAAUCCAGUCAUCUACACCAUUUUCAACAAGGACUUCCGCAACGCAUUCCAUAAAAUUCUUUGCAAAUGAAUCAAUUUUGGUCUGGGUUUCCAAGACUAGAAUGUACAAGCAUCGUUUUUGCUCUGAACGGACGGGAUUUGUGUGGACUUGCAAAGUUCACUUUUGUUCCGAACCAAUGUCUUCGUUCACCGAAUAUUCGAAGACUUUUUUUUUCAUGCGACCUGAAAGAAUGUGGUCGACGUUGAUAUUGGCUUGAGAAGAAGUUUUCUCUUUUGCCUGGGUUGAAAAAGAAUCUGGUGUAGUGGAACCAGAAGAGGAGUUGGACGAAUACUUGUCGAGUGAUAGGCUUCCAGCCUUGAAUUUCGUUGGGGAAUUUUAGUACAGUAUGUCCUGUUAUUCGAGAAUUUUAGUACAGUAUCUCCAGUUAUUUGGGACUUAUUGUAAUGAGAAGCUAUUUCAUUCUAUUCAUAAGCAUGGUUGGAAGCAUGCGCGCGUAGUUCUAGGAAAAUCAUCGCAAUCUUACAGGCAUUUUUCUGGUUUGGAGAGGAAUGCUUGAAAUCCUCGAAGGAUGAUGUACUGUACUAACGGCUAUUUCUGUGGGAAACAGCGAAAAUUUGGACGAGGAAUGAAGUCAACUAAGCAAGAAUUGAAUAGUGAUUUUUCAAGGGAAACCCAGUAUUGUGAUUUGUGUUCAAUACCGUGAAAGCUUGGUUCAAAAUGGAAUUUUGGUGUGUUCAUCAACGAAAGAAGCUUCGAACCAUAUUCAAGGACAUGCUUUAAUGCAAUUUUAUGGUGUUCUGGAAACUAAACGAAGAAUCUCACUCUUAGUACUCGAGUCGAAAUUGCUUCGUUUUUUUUGCAUUAAUGCGAUGUUUCGAUUCACUUUUUUCGGUUUGGUAACGAUGCGCGAAUAUCCGAAGUAUAUUCAGCUUUUUUGCAGAA